AUGGUUGGAUUUGGAGGAGUACAUGUAGGAAAUGAUGACGAUGAGAUGAACGAAGCCCAAUCUAGGUGGUGGAAAGGAAGGAAAGGAGUCAAAGGCUCACCUUGGGCAAAGAUGCCGCUUCUUACCAUUGGACUGCUCGGUGCUCAGAUUGUCUGGACCUCCCCAUAUCUCAUAUCCCUUGGCCUGUCCAAGUCUCUCAUGUCCAUGGUGUUCGUGGCAGGGCCGUUGUCUGCCAUGCUGCUACUAGGAUUCACAAAAGAUGUCGCUAGUUGGUUCUUGGAUCGGGAAUCAUCAGCUAACGCCACAUUGACCAUAUGGUUGGCCGUCCUGGCUAUCUAUUGCAUAGACUUUUCGAUCAAUGCUG
Molecule: messenger RNA, 364 nt
Organism: Acaulospora colombiana
Lineage: Eukaryota; Fungi; Glomeromycota; Glomeromycetes; Diversisporales; Acaulosporaceae
Source: the annotation of a GenBank genome assembly